Messenger RNA from Salvelinus namaycush (lake trout), 3746 nucleotides. Its product is annotated as serine/threonine-protein kinase 38-like. Gene Ontology annotation, biological process: intracellular signal transduction; peptidyl-serine phosphorylation. The record is from RefSeq and is a predicted model, not a curated record. The transcript has 14 exons. Gene Ontology annotation, molecular function: ATP binding; protein serine/threonine kinase activity. The coding region runs from base 111 to 1535 and encodes 474 amino acids. NCBI's taxonomy places the organism in Eukaryota, Metazoa, Chordata, Actinopteri, Salmoniformes, Salmonidae.
GAGGGGCACUUCACUUCCCGUAAUUACGAGUGGAUACCGAACGUCAUCAGACGAGGGGAGCAGAUCCGAAUUGAAUUUGAACGAUUAAUGCCAUAACGGAGGAGGUAACCAUGGCAACGAGGGGUCAUUCCUCAUGUUCCUCGAUGAGUAACCACACCAAGGAGAGAGUGAACAUGGCUAUGGUGACCCUGGAGAACUUCUACUGUAACCUGAUAGACCAGCAUGAGGAGAGAGAGAUGAGGCAACAGAAGCUAGAGAUGGUGAUGGAGGAGGAGGGGCUGCCUGAUGAAGAGAAGCGUAUUCGGCGCUCCCAGCACGCGCGUAAGGAGACAGAGUUCCUGAGGCUGAAGAGAACCAGGCUGGGAUUGGAUGACUUUGAGUCCCUCAAGGUGAUUGGUCGAGGAGCUUUUGGAGAGGUGCGUCUGGUCCAGAAGAAGGACACAGGUCACAUCUAUGCCAUGAAGAUCCUGCGCAAGGCCGACAUGCUGGAGAAGGAACAGGUGGGCCAUAUCCGGGCUGAGAGGGACAUCCUGGUGCAGGCAGACAGUCUGUGGGUGGUCAAGAUGUUCUACAGCUUCCAGGACAAGAUUAAUCUCUACCUACUCAUGGAGUUCCUACCUGGAGGUGACAUGAUGACGUUGCUGAUGAAGAAGGAUACUCUGUCAGAGGAGGAGACUCAGUUCUAUGUGGCUGAGACGGUCCUGGCCAUAGACUCUAUACACCAGAUGGGCUUCAUACACAGAGACAUCAAACCUGACAAUGUAUUGCUGGACUCUAAGGGCCAUGUGAAGCUGUCAGACUUUGGCCUGUGUACAGGGUUGAAGAAAGCCCAUCGGACAGAGUUCUACAGGAACCUCAACCACAGCAUCUCCAAUGACUUCACAUCUCAGUACAUGAACUCCAAGAGGAAAGCAGAGACCUGGAAGAGGAACAGACGACAGCUGGCAUUCUCCACUGUGGGAACUCCAGACUACAUUGCCCCAGAAGUGUUCAUGCAGACCGGAUACAACAAGCUCUGUGAUUGGUGGAGCCUGGGGGUCAUCAUGUAUGAGAUGUUGAUUGGCUAUCCCCCGUUCUGUUCAGAGACGCCCCAGGAAACCUAUAAGAAAGUGAUGAACUGGAAGGAGACUCUGGUGUUCCCUCCAGAAGUACCUAUCUCAGAGAGGGCCAAGGACCUCAUCCUCAGGUUCUGUUGUGAGGGAGACCAUCGGAUCGGGGCGACAGGAGUGGAGGAGAUCAAGAGAAACCUGUUUUUUGAGGGAGUUGAUUAUGACCACAUCAGGGAGAGACCUGCAGCGAUCCCCAUUGAGAUUAAAAGCAUUGACGACACGUCAAACUUCGAUGAGUUCCCUGAGUCAGACAUCCUUUCACCCACAGCUGCAGCAGCACCCACCAAGUCCCCAGCAGCAGCAGCUGCAGCGGAGGCUGACUAUAAGAAUAAGGACUGGGUCUUUAUCAACUACACCUACAAGCGCUUUGAGGGCCUGACAGCCAGGGGAGCCAUCCCUUCCUACAUGAAGGGAAGUAAGAGAUGAACUGUGACCCUAUAACUUGCGCUGCAAUGGCCCCCUGAACCCCUCACCUCCCCACAACACCCAGAUGUCUUCACUUCACUGUUCUAUUUCAUAUUACCACAAAUAUGAAAAAAGUAAAAUAUCAGUUUAUUUCGACCGUUCAGUUAAGCUGUGUUUAUGGGGUAAGUAUAUUCCCUGCUGGCCUCCUGAACCAGGAUUCAUUAUACCCAGUGAAUAAAUGGUUGUGACCACUGUUUGGCCUUUCUGCGAAUGUAAAACUUGAUCUUAGAAACCGGGAUAGCAGCUUUGAUUGAGUAGGACCCAAUGUCUCAAAGCUGAAGCCUAGCUCUAACUUUCCCAGCAGCACUGAACAGCCUUAGAGCUGCCCCCUUUGUGCCCCUCCAGAACCUUCUCCCCAUUCCUCUCCUCAACCAGUCAUACUGUUCAUAGGAAAACGUCUCUACUGUUCUCUGGGAGCUGGCAGGUUCCCAGUAGUCUGUAUCACUUCCCCUGUGAUGUCAUCAGAUCACUGCUUGCCUUCAAGGGAGGAGUUAGAGGAUUGCUAUUUUUAGGGUUCUAUUUUGGGGAUUUUUGUGAUGUCACCAGUUAGUGAGUGAGAAUUUUCAACAAAGGACAGAAAAUUCCAUCGUGGUCUUGCUACUCCUCUAGAAAUAUAAGCAAGAACCACUUCUCCUUUACUGCUUUUGUUGUGCCCAGUUAUCUAUCUUCUGUAAUUUUGUAUAAUACAGACAUUUUCAAUACGUUUGAUUCUUAAUGCUGUUGGAUUGAAAUAGUAUUAGUUUUCAGGGAUAUAACUAAUGCUGCUUGUGUGUGUGUAUGUUGAGCUGUCUGAAUGACACUGCCUUGAAACAAGUUAACAUGUCUAUUUCUGUGCCUUACCCAAAGAACUACAGGAGCUGUACAUUAGUUUAACAUUUGAAUCCCCCCCUUUUUAAUGUCAAGUUGUUUCUAUGCAUGAUGGAAAGAUCUGGAAGUCACUCUCACAACUUACUUACUUGAUUUUUUUUACAGCUUGUCUUUCUAAAGCUGGUAUUUAAAGAAAGGAUUCUUAUUUUAGUCUUCAGUUAUUUUCCAUGUAGUAUUUUGAACUCCCAGAGGUACCACUGCUUUAUGAAUAACGCUGGUUAUUCAGGAAUUUCGUGUACAUUUUAAAACUUCCCUAAAUAUGGAAUUUCAACUUUCACAUAUCUGUGUUUUAUAGCACUUUCAGGUGUGUGUGUGUGUGUGUGUGUGUGUGUGUGUGUGUGUGUGUGUGUGUGUGUGUGUGUGUGUGUGUGUGUGUGUGUGUGUGUGUGUGUGUGUGUAAACUUGGUCUCACUUUACUGGAGUAACUACAGGAGACGUUACUAGAGUAACUAGUAAAUAAUCUAGUUACUAUGCCAUCUGGAUGUAGUACAGCUAUGGAACACUAACCAUUUGUUCUAAGUCUUAGAAUUUUCAAGAGAAUACAAUGCUAAGUGCUAUGUAACUUCUUAUACUUAAAGGUUAUUACAAAAGAUAAUUCCCAUAUAGUUACCCAGAAAUAAUACCUUUGUAAAGUGUUGCUAGAAUUAUUUUUCUUUCCAGAUGGACGACUGAAUGACGUUGAAGUGUAGUUUUCCACUCAUUCUAGUUUUCACUCGAGUGCUUUAAGGUGUUUUUGUUGCUGGAGAAGUAAGCCCUGAGCAGCUGCUUAGAAUGAUAGACACACAGGCUGCGUUUACACAGGCAGUGCAAUUCUGGUAUUUUCUUCCACUAAUUGGUCUUUUGACCAAUUAAAUCAGCUCUGAAAUUGAUUUGAUGUGAAAAGAAUCUGAUGUGAUUGGUCUAAAGACCAAUACGUGGAAUAAAGAUACCGAUUGGGCUGCCUUUGUAAACACAGCCUUACUACUGUAGUGCUGUUUGAAAAGGUACACAUGACAAACAGGCGGUACAAUACUUUCCAUUAUGUCUGCUGAUGUGUUUAACAGAUGUUAUAUUGUGCUUCACACCAGCUGUUCCAUUUUAACAGAACAAAUAUCCAUAUGCAAAUGACUACAUGUAUAAACCACAAUCAUUUCUCUCUGCUGGAUGACACAUACAGUAUACUAUGCAUAGAUGUGAGUGUGUGUCUUUUUGAAUACUUCUGUGUGUUUUGAAUGUUUUCAGCUCAACCACAUUUCUCUGCAAAGAAAAAAGCUUUAAAUGCUAAAAUGAUUUCAUCAUUUAAUAAAAGUUUCUUACAACUCUGUG